Antechinus flavipes (yellow-footed antechinus) is the source of this 1763-nucleotide messenger RNA. It is a transcript of the gene RABGGTB, whose product is annotated as Rab geranylgeranyltransferase subunit beta. Gene Ontology annotation, molecular function: Rab geranylgeranyltransferase activity. Bases 95 to 1090 code for a protein of 331 amino acids. The record is from RefSeq and is a predicted model, not a curated record. Gene Ontology annotation, cellular component: Rab-protein geranylgeranyltransferase complex. The transcript has 9 exons. NCBI's taxonomy places the organism in Eukaryota, Metazoa, Chordata, Mammalia, Dasyuromorphia, Dasyuridae. Gene Ontology annotation, biological process: protein geranylgeranylation.
GCAGUGCGUCGGGGGCCUGCGUGCGCACUGACGCACGCUCCGAGUGACUUGGGGCGCGAGCGGCCGUUCUCGUCCUUUCCUUCCGGACUUCGCCAUGGGAACCCCGGAGAAGGACGUGGUGCUGCAGCCCGACGCGCCCGACACGCUGCUGCUGGAGAAGCACGCCAGCUACAUCUCGGCCUACGGGGCCCGCAAGGACGACUAUGAAUACUGUAUGUCCGAGUACUUGAGGAUGAGCGGGAUCUACUGGGGCCUGACGGUGAUGGACCUGAUGGGGCAGCUUCACCGCAUGAACCGCGAGGAGAUCCUGGCCUUCAUCAAGGCUUGCCAGCACGAGUGCGGCGGCAUCAGCGCCAGCCUGGGCCACGACCCUCACCUUCUGUACACGCUGAGUGCCAUCCAGAUUCUUACUCUUUAUGAUAGUCUUAAUGUAAUUGAUGUAAAUAAAGUUGUUGAAUAUGUACAAAGUCUACAGAAAGAAGAUGGGUCCUUUGCUGGAGACAUCUGGGGUGAGAUUGAUACAAGAUUUUCUUUCUGUGCUGUGGCAACAUUAGCACUUUUGGGAAAGCUAGAUGCCAUCAAUAUUGAAAAGGCAAUAGAAUUUGUCUUAUCCUGUAUGAACUUUGAUGGUGGAUUUGGAUGCAGGCCAGGUUCCGAGUCCCAUGCUGGGCAGAUCUAUUGUUGCACAGGAUUUCUGGCUAUUACUAGCCAGUUGCACCAAAUCAAUUCUGAUUUGCUUGGCUGGUGGCUUUGUGAACGCCAGUUACCAUCCGGUGGACUCAAUGGACGACCAGAAAAGUUACCAGAUGUAUGUUAUUCCUGGUGGGUCUUAGCUUCCUUGAAAAUAAUUGGAAGGCUUCACUGGAUUGACCGGGACAAAUUGCGCUGUUUCAUUUUGGCUUGUCAAGAUGAGGAGACUGGAGGGUUUGCAGACAGACCAGGAGAUAUGGUGGACCCUUUUCAUACUUUAUUUGGAAUUGCUGGACUUUCUCUGUUAGGAGAUGAACAAAUCAAGCCAGUCAAUCCAGUGUUUUGCAUGCCUGAGGAAGCACUUAGAAGAAUUAAUGUUCAGCCAGAACUCGUGAACUAGAAUAGCAAGCCUCUUUGCUUUUUUUAAAAUGUGCAUAUACAUAUAGCAAAAAGACACAUUGGUGAAUUGGUCUUAUUUUGUACAUUGUCAAAUUAGUUUUAAUAAAUUAUAUAGUUAUAUUUAUGUUAUAUAUAUGUAUAUAUAUAUAUAUUGUAAAAAAAAAAAAUAGCAACUAUAUCCUAAAACUUGGCUUCAGAUAAUUCACUGUAAUGCUGUCAGAUUCUUAGUGCAAUAGGUUAAUGGUACUUGAAACAUGUAGUCAUUUCAAGAAGCAGGAAAAACACUAGCAUACUUUGUGUGGUAGUAUUUCUGCAUGUGAUGCCUAUGGAAAUUAGUGCUUUAAGUAUUAGUAUUUUUAAUGUGUAAAGGAGGAAUAAAUGUCAUUUGUAUUUCCUGAGCUCUUAAAGUCAAAAGAAAAGCUCUUACGAAGCCUUUAGAAGCUUGUCAUUCUUGUAAACAUGACAUAAGGGCUUGUAAGACUGAUUUGUUCCUUAGACUUGUUUCCUGUAAAUGUGUUAGAAAAAGUUGUGCACUUAAUCCACCUAUUUUGAUUGCAUACUGUACACACCUCAAAAACAUGUGCAAACUGUGAUAAAUUAUUUUAAUGAGUUCAUUUGUAGAUUUCAAACUGGCAUGCAAAAGUAAGAAUAAAAGGGAGUCUGUUCUGAGGAAA